This is a messenger RNA of Osmia lignaria (orchard mason bee), 3595 nucleotides long. RefSeq names its product DNA mismatch repair protein Msh6 (gene Msh6). Lineage: Eukaryota; Metazoa; Arthropoda; Insecta; Hymenoptera; Megachilidae. The record is from RefSeq and is a predicted model, not a curated record. Gene Ontology annotation, cellular component: nucleus; MutSalpha complex. Gene Ontology annotation, molecular function: ATP binding; mismatched DNA binding; ATP-dependent DNA damage sensor activity. Gene Ontology annotation, biological process: mismatch repair.
AUGUCUAAAGUAAAUACAUUGUAUAAUUACUUUACGUCACCAAAAACUCCGAAACAAUCGAACAAUAAAUCGGUACCGGCUGAAAAACCUUCAACACCGAAACGAAGAAGAGAACAAAAGGACAAAGACAAAACUCCAAGCAAAGGAAAAGAGAAUAAGAAUGCUGAAGACAGAAAAAGAGUUUACAAAGAUGAUGAAGAAGAAGACCAGGCAAAGGAGAUUGAAUUAACACAACCAAAGAAACGAAGAUUAAUUAUUCCUGAGGUUGAUUCUGGAGAAGAUUCUGGGGAUGAGUUUAAACCUGAGCAUGAAUCAGAAGAGUCUGAUACUGGAUCUGAAGGAGACCCUGAAAGUGAACUAGAGAGUGCAAGUGAAGAAGAAACACCAGAGAAAAAAAAGAAACCUAUUCCUACUGAGAAGAAGCAUCAAGGAGGAAGAACAAAAAGAAAUCCUAAAGAAAAUAAGAAGGAAUCAACACUACCUCAACAAAAUCAAAUACAAAGCUCAAAUAACACUGUGGAAUCUUGGCGACAUUUAAAAUAUGAUUUCCUGCAACCAAAUAAAAUAAGAGAUAUCAAUAGAAAACCAUCAAAUGAUCCAGAUUAUGAUCCUAGAACUGUUUAUGUUCCCUUAGACUUUUUAAAUCAACAGACUCCAGCAAUGAGACAGUGGUGGGAAUUGAAAAGCAAACAUUUCGAUUGCGUUCUUUUCUUCAAAGUAGGAAAGUUUUAUGAAUUGUAUCAUAUGGAUGCUGUUAUCGGCGUCAAUGAGCUUAAUCUUACCUAUAUGAGAGGUGAAUUUGCGCAUUCUGGGUUUCCUGAAAUCGGGUAUGGUCGUUUCUCGUCGAGUCUUAUAGAGAAAGGAUAUAAAGUAGCUAGAGUAGAACAAACCGAGAACCCAGAAAUGAUGGCACAACGUUGCAGUAAAAUGAGUAAAUUAACAAAAUUUGACAAGGUCGUUAAAAGAGAAAUUUGUCAAAUAAGUACCAGGGGUACAAGAGUAUACACUGCAUUGGACGUAGAAGCAUCGACACCGAAUUCCAAUUAUUUGUUAUCACUUGUUGAAAAAUGCCCCUCUGGUUCAGGUAUAUCUCAUUAUGGAGUGUGCUUUUUGGAUACUACAAUAGGAGACUUCUAUCUUGGACAAUUUGAAGAUGAUCGUUGCGGCUCUAAACUAUUGACUUUAUUUGCUCAUCAUCCACCUGUCCAUGUUGUCUAUGAGCGUGGAAAUUUGUCUCAAAAAACAUUGCAAAUUUUAAAUAAUACUUUAGCGACAUGCAUCAAAGAACCGCUUCUUCGCGAAUCUCAGUUUUGGUCAUCUUCAACUACGUUAAAAAAUCUUCACGAGGGAGAAUAUUUCAAGAAAGGAGAUGCAGAAUUUUCAUGGCCUGAAGGUUUAAAACCGUAUCUUAAUGAGGGAGACAGUUUAGGUUUAACUCCAGCUGAUGAUAAAGAGUUAGCAAUACACGCUCUAGGAGGAUGCAUAUAUUUACUUAAAGACUAUUUUCUUGAGCAACAGUUACUUGCGCAAGGACGUUUCAAAUCAUAUACUCCACCAGAUUUCUCGAAAAGUGUAACUUCUACAGGUUCGAAGUUCGCGAAUAAUAUGAUUCUAGAUGCAGUCACUAUUAACAACUUGAGAAUUUUUGGUGAAGGAUCUUUAAUGAAAACGCUGGAUCGUUGUUGCACUUCUUUUGGAAAAAGAUUGUUGCGUGAAUGGAUCUGUAGACCAUCCUGCCGCAAAAAUGUUAUACUUCAGCGUCAAGAAGCUAUACAAGAAUUAAUGGACCGUACAGAUGUGGUACAAAAUGCCCGUAGUAUAUUAGCUAGUCUCCCUGACCUUGAAAGAUUGUUAAGCAAGAUACAUGCUCAAGGAAAUCUAGCACGAAUGAAUAACCAUCCUGAUGGCAGAGCAAUUAUGUUCGAAGGUCAAACGUAUUCGAAGAGGAAAAUUCUGGGUUUCACUACUACUCUUAGUAGUUUCGAGGAUGUAUUAAAAGUCGUUGCUUUAUUUGAAGAUUUCAACAGUGAAUUAAUAAAACAGUGCACUAAAACAGAACCGGAUGGUGAAUUUCCUUCAUUAAGAGAUUCGUUGGAUUAUUUCAAGACUGCGUUCGAUCAUGAAGAGGCCAAAAAAGUAGGUUGUAUUAUACCAAAGAAAGGAGUCGAUGACGAAUAUGAUUCCGUUUUAAUGGAAUUAGCAGAAAUAAAGAAAGACGCGGAACAAUAUCUGGAAAUGCAAAGACGGCAUUUUGGUGUGAAAGUUACAUUCCACGGAAGUGAUAAGAAACGUUAUCAAAUCGAGAUUCCAGAUUCGCAAGUGAAGAAAGUUGGUUCAGGAUAUGAACUUCAGUCACAGAGAAAAGGAUUCAAGCGUUAUUAUACUGCUGAGGCCAAGGAACUUUUGAGCCGACAGAUAAACGCCGAAGAACACAAGGACAAAGUAUUAAAAGAUCUAAACAGAAGAAUAUUUGCACAAUUUAGUGAGAAAUAUGAUAUGUGGAACAUGGCUGUUUAUAAACUAGCAGUGUUGGACGUAUUGAUUUCUUUGUCAGAAUAUGCUCUUAGUGGAGAUAUGUGUGUACCAGAAAUUAGCGAUGAUACAGAUGAAGAGAUAUUCAUUGAUAUCCGAGAGGGACGACAUCCAUGCAUUGUCUCUGACACCUUCAUACCAAACGAUAUUUUAUUAGGAACGGGAGAUCAUGCUUUAUUUAUGAUCCUAACUGGACCAAAUAUGGGUGGUAAAUCAACAUUGAUGCGUCAGGCUGCACUUCUUACCAUAAUGGCACAAAUUGGAAGUUACGUCCCUGCAGCUUCUUGUCGUUUAACGCUGGUAGAUCGUAUUUUCACAAGAUUGGGAGCAAAUGACGAUAUUCUGGCUGGUCAGAGUACAUUCUUAGUAGAGUUAACCGAAACUGCCGCGAUAUUGCAGCACGCUACACCAUAUUCCUUAGUUUUACUCGACGAAUUGGGUCGUGGUACGUCGACGUACGAUGGAACAGCAAUAGCUGCCUCGGUUGUAGAUGCCCUUACAAAAUUGAAAUGUCGUACAUUAUUCUCAACGCAUUAUCAUUCUUUAGUAGAAGACUAUGAAGAUAAUAAGGACAUUACAUUGGCUCAUAUGGCAUGUAUGGUAGAAAACGAGGAAGAGGAUAAAGUAACUCAGGAAACGGUAACAUUCUUAUAUAAACUGAGCGAAGGAGCUUGUCCAAAGUCGUACGGUUUCAAUGCAGCUCGAUUAGCUGGAGUUCCGGUUGUUAUUACAAAUAGAGGACAUGAAAUAUCAAAGAAACUCGAACGGGAAACAAGUCAGAAACAAUUGUUCGCAGCUUUAUGCAAGGCAAAAGGGUCAACGAUAAAGGAGCUCAUUGCUGCAAUAUGAAAUCGCGGGAAUCAUGAAAUAUUCGGUGUUUCAGAUUAGCGGCAAUUGUAACAAGGGCCAUGUUAAGUUUAUAUUUACAAGCGUAUUACAGUAUUACCUGUUUUCUUUUUUAUAUAACGAUAAACUAUUUAUUAUGUUCCGUUGUAGCUUUCGAUUAUUAUUGAUUAUUAUUAUACAUAUAUUUUCAUAAUAAAAUUAACUACAACCUCUGUAA